AUGACCUCACACUCACUACCUCACCUCACACUCACUACCACACCUCACACUCGCUACCACAUCUCACACUCGCUACCACAUCUCACACUCGCUACCACACCUCACACUCACUCCAACACCUCACACUCGCUACCUCAUAUCACACUCGCUACCACACCUCACACUCGCUACCACACCUCACACUCACUACUACACCUCACACUCGCUACCACACCUCACACUCACUCCCACACCUCAAACUCACUACCACACCUCACACUCGCUACCACACCUCACACUCACUACCACACCUCACACUCACUACCACACCUCACUCUCACUACCACACCUCACACUUACUACCACACCUCACACUCGCUACCACACCUCACACUCACUACUACACCUCACACUCGCUACCACACCUCACACUCGCUACCACACCUCACACUCACUAUCGCACCUCACACUCGCUACCACACCUCACACUCACUACUACACCUCACACUCGCUACCACACCUCACAAUCACUACCACACCUCACACUCACUACCACACCUCACACUCGCAACCACACCUCACACUCACUACCAGACCUCACACUCACUCCCACACCUCACACUCGCUACCACACCUCACACUCACUCCCACACCUCAAACUCACUACCACACCUCACACUCGCUACCACACCUCACACUCACUACCACACCUCACACUCACUACCACACCUCACUCUCACUACCACACCUCACACUUACUACCACACCUCACACUCGCUACCACACCUCACACUCACUACUACACCUCACACUCGCUACCACACCUCACACUCGCUACCACACCUCACACUCACUAUCGCACCUCACACUCACUCCCACACCUCACACUCACUACCACACCUCACACUCGCUACCACACCUCACACUCACUACCACACCUCACACUCACUACCACACCUCACACUUACUACUACACCUCACACUCGCUACCACACCUCACACUCACUACUACACCUCACACUCGCUACCACACCUCACACUCGCUACCACACCUCACACUCACUAUCGCACCUCACACUCGCUACCACACCUCACACUCACUACUACACCUCACACUCGCUACCACACCUCGCAAUCACUACCACACCUCACACUCACUACCACACCUCACACUCGCAACCACACCUCACACUCACUACCAGACCUCACACUCACUCCCACACCUCACACACGCUACCACACCUCACACUCACUACUACACCUCACACUCACUACCACACUCACACUCGCUACCACACCUCACACUCACUCCCACACCUCACACUCACUACCACACCUCACACUCACUAA
This is a messenger RNA of Biomphalaria glabrata, 1329 nucleotides long. RefSeq names its product histidine-rich glycoprotein-like. The record is from RefSeq and is a predicted model, not a curated record. The transcript has a single exon. NCBI's taxonomy places the organism in Eukaryota, Metazoa, Mollusca, Gastropoda, Planorbidae. The coding region runs from base 1 to 1329 and encodes 442 amino acids.